UUUUUUUUUUAAAUAAAAAAAUUGAUAACCAUGGUUCUGUUAACCACGCCAGAGUACUCCCUUCCAUUCCAAACAAUCAAACAUCAAAGAGUACUCCCUCCUUGGUUUCCGUACCAUUUGCAAUCUCUCUCUCUCUCUCUCUCUUUGUUUCUCCAAAUAUGGAGUCUCCUAUCAUUCUCAACUACUUCACAAUUUCUGUCUCUUGCUUUUGCAUGCUUUUGUUGUAUGCUUCCACACUGAACCUUGUGUUUGCUCUGAAAAAUUGUACCUUUCCGGCAAUCUUCAACUUUGGAGACUCAAAUUCUGAUACCGGUGGAUUAUCUGCUGCCUUUAGUCCACGGACACCCCCUUAUGGGGAGACCUUUUUUCACACGCCUGCUGGAAGGUACUCAGAUGGCCGCCUCAUUAUCGAUUUCAUGGCAUUGAGUUUUGGUCUCCCGUAUUUGAGCGCAUAUCUUGAUUCCUUGGGGACCAACUUCAAGCACGGUGCCAAUUUUGCCACGGCCGCCUCCACAAUCAUGCUACCAGCAACAAUUAUGCCAACUGUAGGUGGAUAUAGUCCCUUCUACCUCGAUGCCCAAUACAUGGAAUUUGUGCAGUUCAAGAUCAGAUCACAAAUAAUAAGGCAAAAGGGAGGAAUAUAUGCAAAUUUAAUGCCCGAGAGUGAAUAUUUUCCAAAAGCUUUGUACACAUUCGAUAUCGGUCACAAUGAUCUUGGUGAGGGGUUUAGCAACAUGUCUAUAGAGGCAGUCAAUGCUUCUGUCCCCGAUAUAGUCAACAACUUCUCUAUUAAUGUUAAGAGAGUAUAUGAUUUGGGAGGUAGAUCAUUUCGGAUCCACAACAUAGGACCAAUUGGUUGCCUGCCCUAUAUCUUGACCAAUUUUUCAACAGCUGAAAGGGACAACUAUGGUUGCGCAAAGCCCUAUAAUGAUGUUGCUCAAUAUUUCAACUACAAGUUGAAGGAGGCCAUAGUUCAGCUUAGGAUCAGUCUUCCUUUAGCUGCAAUUACACAUGUCGACGUCUACUCUGCCAAGUACUCUCUAUUCCGUGAACCAAACAAAUAUGGAUUUGAGCUUCCACUUGUUGCUUGUUGUGGGUAUGGAGGGAAGUACAACUAUAACACUAGUGUUGGGUGUGGAGGAACAAUCACAGUGAAUGGAAGCCAAAUAUUCGUGGGUUCAUGUGCACGCCCCUCAGUCAGAGUAAUUUGGGAUGGAGCUCACUACACCGAGGCUGCUAAUAAGUUUGUUUUUGACCAAAUUUCAACCGGAACCUUUUCAGAUCCACCCAUACCCUUGACAAUGGCAUGUCAUCGCCUUUAGUUAAAUGCCCCCACUCAAAAAUAAAUAAAAUAAAAUGCCCUUGCAUGUGGCAUCAUAUUUGAAAGAUUGAUAUUAAAUAUUAAUAUCAAUGAUUCAAUAUGAAGUGUUUAAUUAUUAUAUAAGUUAAUGUCUAAUAAUUGUAAACCUAGUAUAAGCUGUAAUACUCAUUUCAUUAUGGAAAUUAAAUGC
Molecule: messenger RNA, 1511 nt
Organism: Corylus avellana
Lineage: Eukaryota; Viridiplantae; Streptophyta; Magnoliopsida; Fagales; Betulaceae
Product: esterase
Molecular function (GO): hydrolase activity, acting on ester bonds
Source: RefSeq, a predicted model, not a curated record